ACUGGGUCCACCCACAUGAAACUUAUCUCCUGUGUAUGAAGUGGUGAUACUUAGUACUGCUCAUUAGGGGUUAGAUGCAAGAGAAUCUAAAAUAUAUCAUGUCCUCAUUUACCUUUUCAUCUUAACACAGGACGCCAAGAGCCACUGAGCUGAGGCUGAACAGAUAAGAGCAUGGGGAGCAAAUGCUCUGCACUCAGGAGGGGUACAGUAGAGGAGGACUACAAAACUGAAACAAAGAGAAAUGAGAGUUCUACAGCAGAGAAUGAAGUAAAGCCUCUUCUCUUCCAAAGAACGCCAUCUGUGCAGGGGGAGGGAGGAGCUGACAGGCAAAGAAGAAAGACUUCAGAGGGGAAAGAAGAAGAAACCUACAUUAAAACAAAUAAUGCAAGUGAAAAAAAUAGCCCUUUGGCACAAGAGUGCACUGUGGCUGAAGUCAGCACAGUGGGUCCUUGCUACUCCAAAUCCCAUGACACUGAAACAGGAAAUAAAGAAGAUAAAGAGGCUGACUGGGUGGACAAAAACAGGACUAAUCUUAUUCAGAGUGUCACUUUAGUGAUGCCAAUUGUGGAUGAGAUGCUUGAGCAGGGCAUAAUCCAUAAGGAGUCAUACGCCAACAUCCAGGCUGCCAGGACCACCCAAGAGCAGAUGAGGCAAGUGUAUAAGGUCCUCACCACGGUAAAAGCCAAAUCUAUUUUCUGGAGAAUCCUCCAUGAAAUUCAGCCAGAGAUAGAUCAAACAGAGGAUGUCAUCAAACAAGUCAUCGAAAAGCACAAGGCAUAUCUGAGAAAAAAGUUUCAAAAAGAGUUUGAAGGCACUGAAAAGGAUCGGAAGAAUGCAAAAUCUCUGAACAAAAUUUACACACAGCUUCAUAUUGUACAAGGAGAGAGGGAACAUGUCAAUAAUGAACAUGAGAUCUGGGAGAUCGAGGACAAGACGAGGACUCAAACAGCCGAGAGCACGAAAAUUGACCUGAAUGACAUCUUUAGAAGUAACCCUGAAGAUACUCACCAAGAGGAGGGUGCCAUCAGGAUGGUAAUGACAAAGGGGAUUGCUGGCAUCGGAAAAACGGUCUCUGUGAAAAAGUUCAUCCUUGACUGGGCAGAUGGGAAAGCCAACCAAGACCUGGACUUCAUCUUCGUACUACCAUUCAGGGAACUAAAUCUGGUUUUAGAGCAGCAAUUUAGCCUCGAGGCACUUGUGAAAGACUUCCAUCCAGAACUUAAAAAGAUAGGAGUGGCAAAAAUUUUGGAAAAUUAUAAAGUUUUGUUCAUUUUUGACGGUCUCGAUGAGAGCCAGCUUCGACUGGACUUCAAAAAAGCGACCAGAUUGACAAAUGUCACCAGAGAAACGUCAGUGGACACGCUGGUGACAAAUCUCAUUCGGGAGGAUCUUCUUCCCACCGCUCACAUCUGGAUCACCUCAAGACCGGGAGCAGUUCGACGCAUCCCUAGACAGUUUGUGUACCAGUGGACUGAGGUCAGAGGAUUUAAUGAUCCACAAAAAAUAGAGUACUUCAAAAAGAGAGUUGAGGAUGAGGCAUCUGCGGAAAGAAUCAUUAAACACAUUACAAUGUCACGGAGCUUAUACAUUAUGUGUCAUAUACCCAUCUUCUGUUGGAUUGCCGCAAAAGUUUUUGAAUAUUUGCUCCCAAAAAUGUGCAACACUCAAUGUGAAAGCAUAAAUAUACCAACAACUCUUACUGAGAUGUACACACACUUCCUUGUUAUUCAAAUGCAAGUUGCUACUGAAAAGUACAGCAAAGACAGUGCGACUGAGUCGGAUACAGAAGAGAUCUUCAGAUCAAACAAAGACUUCAUCUGGAGAUUAGGCAGGAUGGCAUAUGAGCAGUUAGAUCAAGGCAAUAUCAUUUUCACCAAAAAUGUUCUGGAAGAGUACGGCAUUGACUUAGAAAAAGCCAGCGUGAACUGUGGCCUGUGCACAGAAAUAUUCAAAGAAGAAGAAAGUGUAUUUGCCUCAGAGAAACACUACUGCUUUGUGCAUUUGACUGUUCAGGAGUAUUUUGCUGCUCUCUUUGUGUACCACAGUUUUACAAUCAAAAACAUCAACUCGCAAAACCUCAAAGAUUUUCUGCUGAAAGGAUCUGAGGAAGAGCUCCAGUCCGAAUUGGAGAAAAACCCUCUUGAUCUACCACUUGAUGAUCUGUUGGAAAUAUCAAUAGCUAAUUCAACCAUAAGAAAGACAGGAGAGCUGGAUAUGUUCCUCAGGUUCCUUUUAGGCAUGUCUCUACAAUCAACACAAAAGCUGCUCCGAGGCCUGAUAAAACAGACGGAAAACCACUCUGGAGUCAUCGAGAGCAUUAAAACGAGUCUUUUAGAAAUGGACUUGACAUCCUGCUCACCUGAAAGAUGUCUGAACCUUGUCCACUGUCUGAUAGAACUGAAAGAGGGGUCACUACAUGGGACUGUCCAGCAGUAUCUGAGACCAGAUCACAGUCCAGACACACAACUCAGCCCUGUUCAGUGCUCGGCUCUGGCUGACCUCAUUCUGAUGUCCAGUACUCCUCUUGAUGAAUUCAACCUGAUGAAAUACAAACCAUCAUCAAAAGGUAUAUUUAGGCUUAUCCCCGCUGUGAGGAACUGCAGAAAAGCAAGGAUUUCAGGGGUAAAUCUUGAUAACUGGCUUUGUGAAGCAAUCGCCUCAGCUCUUCAGAUGCCGAAUUCUGUUUUAACUGAGCUGCACCUGACAAACAAUGACUUUUGCAAUGACUUAAGACCUGUGAUUGAAGGCCUGAGGAACUCUCAAUGCACGCUCAAUGCUCUGAGUCUUUCAGGUAGUCGACUGCCAGAUGCAGGAUGCGAAAUAUGGGGAUCAGCUAUCAAAUCACUCAUGUCAAAUCUAAGAGAACUGGAGCUGAGUGACAAUGUUCUGGGGUCCUCAUUAUGCUGUGUUCUUUCUGAUGUGCGCAGUGGCCCUAAACUGGAGACACUAAGGCUGAACAGAAAUGCUGAUAUUGCAACGGUCUGUGAAAAGAUGGUGGUUGCGCUCACAUCCAAAACAUGCUGUUUGCGAGAACUAGAGCUAAAUCACACCAAUUUUAAAGACUCAGAAAUGGGAAUCCUUUCCACUGGACUGAUGAGCACAACCUGUACACUAGAGAUACUGAGUGUCAGCCACAACAAACUCACUGAGAAAUGCUGCGAGACCUUGGCCUCGGUUCUUAGCUCCAAAACUUCGAAGCUAAGAUACCUAGACUUGAGUUACAAUGACCUACAUGACUCAGGAGUGAGGAUGUUCUGCAGUGGACUCAGGCAAUCAAACUGUGCAUUGACAACACUAAGGCUGUCAUUCUGCAAAGUGACAGCAGAUGGAUGUGCCUCCCUAGCCUCAGCUCUGAGUUCUGACCACUGCAGCCUCAGGGAGCUGGACCUGAGCUUUAAUCACCUCACCGAUCAAGGAGUCAAGAAACUGACUGAACUACAGCAAGAUUCACACUGCAGUCUGGAGAAACUCAAUGUAGACUACAAUGACAAAUGCUGGUUUGACUUACAGCUACUGAGGGAAUAUGCAUGUGACCUGACCCUGGAUCCUAACACAGCAGGCAAAAAAAUAAUUCUGUCAGAGCAUCAUAAGAAAGCUAAAAGGGUUGAAGAGAAACAGGAGUAUCCUGAUCACCCAGAGAGAUUUCUCAUGUAUCAAGUACUGUGCAAAGAGGGUCUGUCAGGUCGUCAUUACUGGGAGGUAGAAUGUGUUUUGACUGAUGUUGGAGUGGCUUACAAAAGUAUGGACAGGACAGGAGACUGCUCAGUUGACUACUCUUUGGGGAGAAAUGAAAAGUCUUGGUGCUGGUGUUGCCGUGGGGAGUUUUAUCAUAAUAACUCACGUGAAGAAUUUGGCCAUGGUUCAUACCCAACUACUAUGGGAGUUUACUUAGACUGGCCUGCAGGUAUUUUGUCUUUUUUUGAGGUCUUUCCUCAGAAACUGACCCACCUGUACACUGUCCAUACAACAUUUACUGAACCACUUUACCCAGGAUUCUGUCUGGAUGGUACUGGCGAAGUCUCCCUCUGUAAAAUAAAAUGACUGAGAAGGGUUUGGAAAAUGUCCAACUCAAGAGCAGGCAGUCCAAACAGUAAAACCAUACACAUCACAUAGUAUUGAAUAUUACAAGUGACUCGGUGUCAGAGGUAAGACAGCGUAUAAUGCAAGACAGAUUGUAUUUUCACAAUGAUACUUUUAAGGAAGAGAAGCUAUUGUGUCAGUAGGGUUAGGGAUAAUUCUUCCAUGGUCUGAAAUAUAUUUUUCAUUUAUCCUGUGACUACACUGGUCUACAAUUUUUUAGAAAUGAUUUGCUUCAGAGAUUAAAUG
Molecule: messenger RNA, 4326 nt
Organism: Sphaeramia orbicularis (orbiculate cardinalfish)
Lineage: Eukaryota; Metazoa; Chordata; Actinopteri; Kurtiformes; Apogonidae
Product: NACHT, LRR and PYD domains-containing protein 3-like
Exons: 12
Coding region: 172-4041 (1289 amino acids)
Biological process (GO): regulation of apoptotic process
Molecular function (GO): protein binding
Source: RefSeq, a predicted model, not a curated record